AUGUCCACACCAGAUCCACCCCCCAUGGUGGGCACCCCACGCCCAGGUCCUUCUCCUGGUCCGGGGCCCUCCCCUGGUGCAAUGCUGGGUCCCAGCCCUGGGCCCUCUCCAGGUUCCUCCCACAGCAUGAUGGGUCCCAGCCCUGGUCCUCCAUCCUCUGGACACUCUCAGCCAGGGCCUUCUGGAUAUGGUCAGGACAACAUGCAUGCUCUGCACAAACCUAUGGAAAGCCUGCAUGAGAAGAGCUUGAGUGAGGAGAGCCGCUUUAGUCAGAUGAAGGGACUGUCCAUGCGACAGAGCGGCCACGGUGGUAUGGGGCCUCCACCCAGUCCUCUGGACCAACACUCACAAGGCUAUCACUCUCCAUUAGGUGGCUCGGACCAUUCCAGUCCCGUCCCCUCAAAUGGGCCCCCGUCUGGUCCUUUGAUGCCCCCGUCGUCCUCUUCGUCCUCCUCUACAGGCCCAAUUUCUACCUCUACACCUUUAGAGGGCCCUGGUGGAGAUCAGCACACACUUGGUUCCAACAACAGAUCUGCUCCACCAGGCUCCUCUGGCUCAGGAUCCAGUCUUGGAUCAAGUCUUGGGGCCGGCCUAGAAUCUGGUUGUCUCACUGGCCCAGUGGGCCCAGGUGGUCCGACACCAUUUAAUCAGAACCAACUCCACCAACUUAGAGCUCAGAUCAUGGCAUAUAAGAUGUUGGCUCGAGGUCAGCCUUUGCCAGACCAUCUGCAGAUGGCCGUCCAAGGGAAGAGACCAAUGCCUGGGAUGCAGCAGCAGCCCAUGCCAAACCUGGGUCCUGGGGCUGGAGGAGGUCCAGCAGGACCUGUCCCAGGGCCUGGCCCAAUGGGCGCUGGCUACGGACGAGCUCAUGGUUUAAUGGGAUCCACCAUGCCUCCACCAGGUCCGUCAGGAACCCCAACUGGGAUGCAGGGACAGAACCCAAACGGACCACCAAAGUCCUGGCCUGAAAGUCCACUGGUCAAUGCAGCAGCUCCCUUAAAUGCACCACAGAAGCUGAUCCCCCCACAGCCAACUGGCCGGCCGUCUCCAGCACCUCCGUCAGUUCCCCCGGCUGCCUCUCCAGUGAUGCCUCCACAGACACAGUCUCCUGGCCAGCCUUCACAGCCUACUGCCAUGAUGCCUUACCACACCAAGCAGAACCGUAUCACCCCGAUUCAAAAACCCUGCGGCCUGGACCCAGUGGAGAUACUGCAGGAGAGGGAGUACAGGUUACAAGCUCGUAUCACUCACCGCAUCGCAGAACUGGAGAACCUUCCUGGUUCUCUGGCUGGUGAUUUACGUACCAAAGCUACAAUAGAGCUGAAAGCUCUUCGACUGCUCAACUUCCAAAGACAGUUGCGUCAAGAAGUGGUGGUGUGCAUGCGCCGCGACACGGCUCUAGAAACUGCCCUGGAUGCCAAGGCUUACAAGCGAAGCAAACGUCAGUCUCUGCGUGAGGCUCGCAUCACGGAGAAACUGGAGAAACAGCAGAAGAUUGAGCAGGAGCGCAAACGCAGGCAGAAGCAUCAGGAGUACCUCAACAGCAUCCUUCAGCACGCCAAAGACUUUAAGGAGUACCACCGUUCAAUCACAGGCAAAAUUCAAAAACUGACCAAAGCAGUUGCCACCUACCACGCCAACACGGAGCGAGAGCAGAAGAAGGAGAAUGAACGUAUUGAGAAAGAAAGAAUGAGGAGACUAAUGGCAGAGGAUGAGGAGGGAUACCGUAAACUAAUUGACCAAAAGAAGGACAAACGUCUGGCCUACCUGCUGCAGCAGACUGACGAGUAUGUGGCCAACCUCACUGAGCUGGUCCGAGCCCACAAGGCUGCACAGGCCCUGAAGGAGAAGAAGAAGAAAAAGAAGAAGAAGAAGUUGGAGAAUGCUGAAGGUCAGACUCCUGCUUUGGGACCUGAUGGAGAGCCUCUGGAUGAGACCAGUCAGAUGAGUGACCUUCCUGUGAAGGUUAUCCACGUGGACAGUGGAAACAUCCUAACAGGCAUAGAUGCUCCUAAAGCUGGACAGCUGGAAACCUGGCUGGAGAUGAACCCUGGCUAUGAAGUGGCUCCAAGAUCAGACAGCGAGGACAGUGAGGAGGAGGAAGAGGAGGAGGAGGAGGAGGAGGAGCCACAGCCCUCAGCAGUUGCAGUGGAUGAGAAGAAGAAGAUUACAGACCCAGACAGUGAGGAUGUGUCAGAAGUAGACGUUCUACACAUCAUUGAGAAUGCUAAGCAGGAUGUGGACGACGAGUACAGUGGUGCGGCCUUUGCCCGUGGGCUCCAGUCCUAUUACUCUGUGGCCCACGCUGUGACAGAGAAAGUGGAGAAACAGUCCACUCUGCUGAUAAAUGGACAACUCAAACAAUAUCAGAUUAAAGGUCUGGAGUGGCUGGUCUCGCUCUACAACAACAAUCUUAACGGGAUCUUGGCCGAUGAGAUGGGUUUGGGAAAAACCAUUCAGACCAUUGCCCUCAUCACUUACCUCAUGGAGCACAAACGUCUCAAUGGACCGUACCUCAUCAUCGUACCGCUAUCGACUCUUUCUAACUGGGUGUACGAGUUCGACAAAUGGGCACCAACGGUGGUCAAAGUCUCCUACAAGGGGUCUCCUGCUGCCAGAAGAGCCUUUGUUCCCCAGCUGCGGAGCGGGAAGUUUAACGUUUUGCUGACAACCUACGAGUAUAUCAUUAAGGAUAAACAAGUAUUAGCCAAGAUCCGUUGGAAGUACAUGAUCGUGGACGAGGGCCACCGUAUGAAGAACCACCAUUGCAAACUGACCCAAGUUCUUAACACACACUAUCUGGCCCCGCGGCGAGUCCUCCUCACAGGAACGCCGUUGCAGAACAAACUGCCUGAGCUUUGGGCGCUGCUCAACUUCCUGCUGCCUACCAUCUUCAAGAGCUGCAGCACAUUUGAGCAGUGGUUCAACGCCCCUUUUGCCAUGACUGGAGAGAAGGUGGACCUUAAUGAAGAAGAAACCAUCUUGAUCAUUCGCCGUCUCCACAAAGUGCUCCGCCCCUUCCUGCUGCGCAGAUUAAAGAAAGAAGUGGAGGCACAGCUUCCAGAGAAGGUGGAGUACGUGAUCAAGUGUGACAUGUCAUCUCUUCAGAGAGUGUUAUACAGACACAUGCAGGCCAAGGGAGUUCUUCUGACUGAUGGAUCAGAGAAAGACAAGAAGGGUAAAGGAGGCACGAAGACACUGAUGAACACCAUCAUGCAGCUGAGGAAGAUCUGUAACCACCCUUACAUGUUCCAGCAAAUAGAGGAGUCUUUCUCUGAACAUUUAGGAUUCUCUGGUGGGAUUGUUCAGGGUCCUGACCUGUACAGAGCAUCAGGAAAGUUUGAGGUGUUGGAUCGCAUCCUACCCAAACUGAGAGCUACAAACCACAAAGUCCUGCUCUUCUGUCAGAUGACCUCCCUCAUGACCAUUAUGGAGGACUACUUCGCCUACCGCAGCUUCAAGUACCUGCGGUUGGACGGUACGACGAAGGCCGAGGACAGAGGAAUGUUACUGAAGACGUUCAACGAUCCUGAGUCAGAGUACUUCAUUUUUCUCCUCAGUACAAGAGCUGGCGGCCUGGGGCUCAACCUGCAGUCUGCUGACACUGUGGUCAUCUUUGACUCGGACUGGAACCCACAUCAGGACCUGCAGGCUCAGGACAGAGCUCACCGUAUCGGUCAACAGAAUGAGGUGCGUGUUCUGCGCCUUUGCACUGUGAACAGCGUGGAGGAAAAAAUCCUGGCUGCUGCUAAGUACAAGCUAAAUGUGGACCAAAAAGUCAUUCAGGCAGGAAUGUUUGAUCAAAAGUCUUCCAGCCAUGAGCGCAGAGCUUUUCUGCAGGCCAUCCUGGAACAUGAGGAACAAGAUGAGGUCUGGGGUCCAGAAGUGUCUGUUCGCAUGAAUGUGUGUGCUUGUACCAGAUACACACAAUUUCAGAGGAUUGUUCUUCCUAUGCUCUUUCCACCAAUGUAUUUCUUUUAUAUGCAGGAAGAAGAUGAGGUGCCAGAUGAUGAGACAGUUAACCAGAUGAUCGCCAGGAGCGAGGAGGAGUUUGACCAGUUUAUGCGCAUGGACCUUGACCGGAGGCGGGAGGACGCUCGAAACCCCCGGCGGAAACCUCGUCUGAUGGAGGAGGAUGAGCUCCCCACCUGGAUCAUGAAAGAUGAUGCGGAGGUGGAGCGUCUUACCUGUGAGGAGGAGGAAGAGAAGAUGUUUGGAAGAGGCUCACGACAGCGAAAGGAGGUGGACUACAGUGACUCACUGACGGAGAAGCAGUGGCUCAAGGCCAUAGAGGAAGGCACCCUGGAGGAGAUGGAGGAAGAGGUACGGCACAAAAAGACAACCCGCAAGAGGAAAAGAGACCGUGACUUGGAUCUUCCUGGUCCUUCGUCUUCCUCCGGGGGACGAGGACGAGGGGACAAAGAUGAUGAUAUAAAGAGGCAGAGGAAGAGGGGGCGACCCCCUGCUGAGAAACUCUCCCCAAAUCCACCGUCCCUCACAAAGAAGAUGAGGAAGAUCGUGGAUGCUGUCAUUAAAUAUAAAGACAGUGCCAGCGGGCGUCUCUUGAGUGAGGUAUUCAUUCAACUGCCUUCCCGAAAAGAACUUCCCGAGUACUACGAGCUAAUCCGCAAACCCGUGGACUUCAGAAAAAUCAAGGAAAGGAUCAGGAAUCAUCGCUACCGCAGCCUGGGUGACCUGGAGAGAGAUGUGAUGCUGCUGUUCCAGAAUGCCCAGACCUUCAACCUGGAAGGAUCACUGAUAUAUGAAGACUCUAUUGUUCUGCAGUCCGUCUUCUCAAGUUUGAGGCAAAAGAUCGAGAAGGAAGAGGAGAGUGAGGGAGAGGAAAGUGAAGAAGAAGAGGAGGAGCAUGACGAAGGAUCAGAGUCUGAAUCACGCUCAGUAAGGGUGAAGAUCCGAUUGGGUAAAAAGGAUAAAGGUGGAGAUCGAGGAAAGGGUCGCAACAGGAGAACAGGACGCACCAGAGCCAAACCUGUGGUCAGCGAUGACGACUCUGAGGAUGAACAGGAAGAGGAACGUUCUCCGAGUGCAACUGAUGAAGAGUCUUAAACGGAGACAGGAAGAGAGGAAGAUGAAGAGAUAUUCCUCUAACUCAGCAUCACAUACACAGUAAAUACAGAUACACCUUUUCACAACUCCAUUCCAAAUUGAAGAGCACUAAAAUUAAAUUUUACAAGGACAAAAAAAAACAUGAUUAUAGUGUUCUCUCGUCAGUAAAAAAAAAAAAGAAAAACAAAUGUGAACGAGGUAAUAAAAGAUAAUAAAACUGAGCCACUCUUAAAGACAGAACAUCUGUUUUAAAAACACUGACUACAAAUGUACAGACCAAUAAAUUGACCAGUCCCAUUAGUUAGUACUAAAACAAAGGCAUUAGUUAUUAAAAUAAAUAAAAGAAUUGUUUCAAACUAAAUGUUUUGCCAGUUGCAGCCCACCCCUCUGUUGUACAGUCCAAACUGUUUUUAUAAAUAAUUAUAGGACAGUUUUACCAACCACGUACAUCAUUUAAGGGCUUCUUUCAAAGACUCUAGAUCAGAUACGGAAAAAAAAUAGGUUAUGCUUCAACAAAUAAUCCUCCUUUGGUUGUCCAUGGUAAUGCCAUUGGUCGGUUAGUCCACAGUUGUAACGACAAACCUGAGGGUGAUUUUUCAGAUACUCUCCAACCAAACGACUACUACAAGGCCCAUGUACAGUACAACGACAGGGUUUCCAGGGUGUGACUUUUUUAUUUUAUCCUGGUUUACGUCUUCUUCACCUGUAGGUCGCAGGUUUAUUGUCUUUAUUUAAUACUUUUUGACCGCUUUGAACCAUUAAGCUUCUCUAUUAUAUCAGAGACAGUCAUGACAGAAGCUUUUAACCCCUAACAUUAAAACAACAACCCAGGAAUUUGUAUAAUAUUAUUAUUUACCUGUUUUAUUCCUUCUUUUAUUUGUUUUUAUUUUUGUAAUUACUGUCUAUUUAUUGACUGACUAUUUAUUUGUAAUUAUUUAUUUAUUCUGUUUAUUUACCUUCAAGAAAACUUGAAAACCGAAUGUUAGUAUUAACUUAUUAACCUUUAAUCUAAGGUAAUUAAUGGUUUUGUUUAAUUAAAUAUUAAAGUUAUCAGAGAAAAAAAUCGAUCUGUUUAAAACACAAAUCUCUAGUAAUUCCAGCACUAGUAGAAGAAACAAGGGAACAUUUGGUCCAACAAAGAUAAAAUUGUCCUUCUUUUAGUUAAUAGUUAAUUACAUUAAUUGAUAGUUACAGUCAAUUAGAGCACAAGGUGGGCAAAUGAACUGGAGCUGCGAAAACAGUGACUGAAAAAACACUAGAAAAUACAGUUAAGUAAGGUCCAGUAAGGUUACAGUAAGGUCCAUCAGAGGUUGAAUGAUCUGGUUAUGGUCUGGCAGUAAAAACGUCAGGUGAAACAAGCCUCCAGGAAGAUGAAUGAGUGUAGAGAGUGUGAAACCAGAUAACACAGCAGCCACACCCAGUCUUCAAGACGACUCUAGACAACACGCCUCAAAAGUCCUGGCUCUUUAGUGGUCCCCACCCUUUUUUGUAUCAAAGACCGGUCGCCCACUACCAGGCAGUACCGCUGACCAGCUCUCUCUGUGGGGAACCCUGUGGCUUAACUGUUCAGACUGAGUGAAGUCUUACAUUUUCAGGGGCAGCUGCAGCUCUAGACACUAACCAGGGCUGUGCAGGUGCAGUCAGUCCACCCUGAACAGACUUUACUUUAGUUAACUAAGGACACGAGGAGAUAUCUGACAUGUUAUACAGUGACAGGGUAGCUGUAGGGAAGCAGUCGGUCUCUGUUUGUAAAUCGUAGAAGAGCUAAGUCUUUAUUGGACCAAAAUGUCCUUGGUGAAAAACAGCAUUUCUGACGUGUGUAUUUGUCCUCUAAUGAACCCAGAGAUGAUGUGAGAAUGAAAAUUUUAACUUUGUGGCUGUGUUGUAACGACUUUGAGCCACUGGGAGGUCACCUUGUGUGCAUACGUCACAUAUGUGUGAUAAGACUGAAUGUUCGAAAUAGGUGCAGGGUGUGACCUCCCACUGCAGGUAUUUGACUGAGGGUAAGUAGAAUCUUCUGGCUCACUGUCCAGUGCGGUCCAGUGUGUAAAUACAAACUCUUUGCUCAUUGCUGCUACCUACCUGUUAAACCUCCAGUAUUAGCAGUACAUAACUGUUGUUGUCGACAUCGGAAUCGUGAGGUUUUGUAUAUCAAUCAGUACUGUACCUUUAUUUGCUUCUGAUUUAAACCGUAGAGAUUUUAGGAUUUGAUGUUUAUAGCCACCAUGGGUUCUGUUUGUGAUUUCGAGUCAGAGAACCAGAAGGACCAUGACUCCUCUCUGCUUACCAAUGUCUGAUGGCUGAAUGUGGUUGGAUAUUUUGCACAGGGUUUUUCUGUUAUUGUUUUUUUUUUUUUAAUUAUGUCCAUGCAUGUGUGUACAACUCUUGUAAGUUCAACACUGAACUCUUUUCUCCUGUGUAAGGUUACUAAAACGAGCAUAGAACCAAAGCAUCAAUGUUUUUGCCACUAACCUACGAAGAACUCUCUGUUGUAUUGUGUCAAAAUUGCCAGAAUUUGAGAUGUAAUUAAAAAAAACACUGUAAAAGU
This is a messenger RNA of Cynoglossus semilaevis (tongue sole), 7615 nucleotides long. Its product is annotated as transcription activator BRG1-like. The record is from RefSeq and is a predicted model, not a curated record. NCBI's taxonomy places the organism in Eukaryota, Metazoa, Chordata, Actinopteri, Pleuronectiformes, Cynoglossidae. Gene Ontology annotation, cellular component: nucleus. Bases 1 to 5067 code for a protein of 1688 amino acids. Gene Ontology annotation, molecular function: ATP binding; histone binding. The transcript is spliced from 33 exons. Gene Ontology annotation, biological process: regulation of DNA-templated transcription.